Messenger RNA from Amaranthus tricolor (Joseph's coat), 1496 nucleotides. Its product is annotated as ribose-phosphate pyrophosphokinase 4. The record is from RefSeq and is a predicted model, not a curated record. Gene Ontology annotation, molecular function: magnesium ion binding; ribose phosphate diphosphokinase activity. Lineage: Eukaryota; Viridiplantae; Streptophyta; Magnoliopsida; Caryophyllales; Amaranthaceae. The transcript is spliced from 8 exons. Gene Ontology annotation, cellular component: ribose phosphate diphosphokinase complex; cytoplasm. The coding region runs from base 284 to 1234 and encodes 316 amino acids. Gene Ontology annotation, biological process: 5-phosphoribose 1-diphosphate biosynthetic process; purine nucleotide biosynthetic process.
CUCUAUUUAUCGGGCGCCACUUCUUCCACUACUUAAUCAGUAACUAGUAAAGACCAAGGGGGGAAAGAAUUAAAGUGAAGUGCGUAUAGCAAUACCUGCUGCAGCCGCCACUGACUCCUUCACCGACGUAUCACGUCCGGCAGCCCACGCCUCAGCCCCUUCCGCACGGCCGCAGCCGCCAGACGCCACCCACCGCUCAGUCGCCCACCAAACUCCAAAGUGUAUACCUCUUUUUUCUUUCUUUCCCUAAAAGCAAUACCAAGGAUUUAACUACGCAGAAACAAUGGAGAAACCCAAGCAAGUAUUUCUGUUCUACUGUAUUGAGGCUGAAGAACUUGCUCGUAAAGUCGCUCUUCAAUCUCCUCUCAUAACCCUUCAGUCCAUUAAUUGGAGGAGCUUUGAUGAUGGAUUCCCAAACCUUUUCAUAAAUAAUGCACAAGAGAUAAGAGGCCAACAUGUUGCCUUUUUGGCUGCUUUCAGCUCACCUGAAGUCAUAUUUGAACAACUCUCCGUCAUAUUUGCUCUACCUCGACUGUUUGUUGCUUCCUUCACAUUAGUUUUGCCAUUUUUUCCUACUGGAUCAUUUGAACGAAUGGAAGAGGAAGGAGAUGUUGCCACAGCUUUUACAAUGGCAAGGAUAUUGUCCAAUAUUCCUAUAUCAAGGGGUGGGCCAACUAGUGUUGUCAUAUAUGACAUACAUGCUUUGCAGGAAAGGUUUUAUUUUAGUGACCAUGUGCUUCCAUUAUUCGAAACAGGAAUUCCUUUGUUGAAGCAGCGCCUUGAUCAACUGCCAGAUGCUGAUAAGAUAGUAGUUGCAUUUCCAGAUGAUGGAGCAUGGAAGCGAUUCCACAAGCAGCUGGAUCAUUAUCCUAUGGUUGUUUGUGCUAAGGUUCGUGAAGGUGAUAAACGGAUAGUCAGGCUUAAAGAAGGCAACCCUGCUGGCUGUCAUGUUGUCAUCGUCGAUGACUUGGUACAAUCUGGUGGCACUCUUAUUGAAUGCCAGAAAGUUUUGGCAGCAAAUGGUGCAGCAAAGGUUAGCGCCUAUGUAACCCAUGCGGUAUUUCCAAAGCGUUCGUUUGAACGUUUCACGCAUAAAGAAGACGGUUCAGAGAAAGCAUUUACUUACUUUUGGAUCACGGAUUCUUGUCCUCGUACUGUAAAGGCGAUUGGAAACAGAGCUCCUUUUGAAGUUCUGAGUCUUGCUGGGUCGAUAGCUGAUGCUCUUCAAAUAUGAAGGUAAAAUCGAGCUACUUAAGGGGAACACAAUGAUGAAAAUAUUCGAGUUUAUGACUUGAUGGAAACAAUCAAGACUUUGUUUCAUGAGGAAUGUGCACCUUAUUUUCUCUGAGUUUCUUUAGGUUGAUGAUGUUUGUGCUGUAGGGUAGUUUAUUGCGAAGGUGUGCAAUCCUGUAAUUGUAUUCUAGUUUUCUAAUACGCUAAUGGUUGGUUAUUUAUUAGAUGAAUAGAAAGGAUUUAUCUACUAUUGUUAUCCUUAA